Molecule: messenger RNA, 1809 nt
Organism: Ornithodoros turicata
Lineage: Eukaryota; Metazoa; Arthropoda; Arachnida; Ixodida; Argasidae
Exons: 1
Coding region: 1-1809 (602 amino acids)
Source: RefSeq, a predicted model, not a curated record
AUGACCCCUCCGAUCUCCAUGCACUUGCAUCCAGCGUUAGACGAGUUUGAGCACCGGGUCGCCAAGAUAGGCAAUCGUUAUCAAGUUUCGCUUCUCAUCAAGGAAUCCUGCUUCAGCGAACUAGCGGACAACCGAACGAUUGCAGAGGCCAGACUCUUUUCGCAGCUUCGUCGCCUUCGCGAUCAGCCCCAUCUCAUGCAGCAAUAUCACGACACCAUAUCUGAGUACUUCUCAGAAGGUCAUGCAGAAGAGGUGCUAAACACGUCGAGCCUGCCUCCGAACCUCGAUUACCUUCCUCAUCAUGCGGUGAUACGCCAAGAUGCCGUGACAACGAAGGUUCGAGUGGUCUUCGACGCCUCCUCGCAUAUGCCCGCCGAACUCUCUCUGAAUCAAGUUCUGCACAAAGGCCCGAAUCUCAACGCUGACCUCCUCGUGCAACUUAUCUCGUUCCGCUGCCAUCCGGUCGUACUGAUUGCAGGCAUUCGCAAGGCUUAUCUGCAGAUCGCGAUCCGUCCCGAGGAUCGAGACGCCUUGCGUUUCCUUUGGAUUAAGAAGCUACCUUCACCUCAAGAACCCCUACCGGACAUCCAGGAAUGGCGAAUGACUCGAGUUCCUUUCAGCGCCUCUUCCCGUCCAUUUUUACUCGCCGCCACACUACGUCAUCAUCCCGCAAGCGCCGCUGACCGAUACCCAGCUACCACCGAAAGCUUAAAACAUUCGUUUUAUGUCGACGACCACAUUGUCGGAGCAACCUCUGACGACGACGCCUUUCGACUCUAUCAGGACGCCGUUUCAAUCUUGGCCGAAGCUGGCAUGGAGCUCCGCAAAUGGGCGUCUAGCUCCCCAACCAUGAAUAGUCAGUUUCUACAGGACUGCCUUGCCUAUGACAACGUGUCGACUCAGCCUAUGAUCAAGGUGUUAGAACUUCUCUGGCAUCGUCCCACCGACGAAAUCACCUUCGACGUCGGUUCGGUCGUCGUGUAUAUCGCAGAUCACCCUGUCACCAAGAGGACUCCACGCACUAGCCCGUAUAUUCGACCCCUGGGGUACUUGACCCCCUUCACCACAUCCGCGCGCCUAUUGUUUCAGUCGUUGUGGAGUCUCGGUUACGGUUGGGAUUCCCCGCUUGCUCCCCAGCAACGCUCCGGUUGGACCGAAUGGUGUUCGCUAUACCUUCGAACGACAGCCUCCCAAGGCCAGUGGAACUGCAGUCUUCUCAUCAGGAAGGGUCGGGUGGCUCCGCUCGAGACCAUCUCCCUUCCACGCCUUGAACUCAUCGGAUGCCACGCCGCCGCAAGGCUCGCUGCUCACAGCCGGCAACUUUCUUUGCUCACAUCUCUACCCACUUAUUUUUGGACCGAUUCCACAAUAGCAUUUCACUGGAUCACAGCCAACCUACCGUUCAGACCUGCUUUUCUUCAGCACCGCGUCACCGAAAUCAAACGCCUCUCCACCGGUCACACGUGGCGUCAUUGCCCCGCCGACAAGAGAACCCCGCCGAUCUUGUCACUCGCGGUGUGUCUGCUCAGGGACUCGCCGCCGAACCCCUAUGGUGGCACGGCCCACACUGGCUCACCAUGCAGGCAGACUCCUGGCCUUCUCGGCCCUCUUCAAGCUUCGCUCCAGUCCCCCAAGAUGAAGAACACAUCACGCAGACCACUGUCUGCCCGCUCCCUCAGGUUGCCACCGAGGUCUGCCACCCUCAGGUCUGCCACCGAUCAGGUUGCCGGCUAUUUUCGAUUUCGACCGCUACGGCAAUCUAAGCACGGUUCUCCGGAUCACCGCUUGGGUACGCUACUUCGUCGCUAA